AUGUCACCCCCUCAGUUACCCAAGUUGAACACCAACUUAUCACCAGUGGAACCAAAUUCAAAUUUGAAUUUGAAUCAAAAUUUAAGUCCAUUAAAUUAUCAUAAUCGGUCGAGAGCAGGGACAAAUCUGAGUGCUCGCUCUGGCGAUUCGGCCAAUUAUUCCUUUAGUGCUUCGCCCAAUGCCACUAGUAAUAAGCGAAGCUUGAGUGAUAAGGUUAAGGCUACUCCUUCGUCUUUGGUUAGACAGCUGAGAAUAUACUCAUCUUCAUCGCCACAGCCCAACGAGUAUGAGGCAGGAGCAUUGAGUCCCAACUCCAUUACCCCGAAUCCCUUGACCAAGUCCAAUUCAUUAUUGGACCAGAAUAAGUUCAUCUCGCAAAAUUUACCUCCUGAAUUGAGUCCAAUUGUCAAUUUAAUCAAUGCACAGAAAUUGAGAACCUAUUGUAUUGGUAGUUUUAAGAUUCCUUCUCCUUCGGGUCCAAAUGAUUUUUUGGAUGUGGAGGCCAAGUUAACCGGGAUUGAGUUGGCUAUUUGGAGAAAUUCCACCACCAAUGAUGAAUUUAAUCCAAAAUACAUCAAUUUGAUCGAUGUCAAGAUUGACUUGAAUGGAACAAGUUCAACUUUUAACCCCAAUCCUCAAUUACGCUUAUUGCAAGAUUUUACUAAUGAUUCUAGUAUGACCAUUCAUUUUAAUUCAAAUGAUGAUUAUAAUCGGUGGUUGGCUGCUAUUCAAUUGGCGAAGUUCGAAUACACUUCUCUUAAUGAAGCUUUCACUGCAGUCAUGCUUUCUUUAAAAGGAACCUCAUUAAGUGAUAUUCAUAUUCUUUUAACCCCUAAAAAAAGAUUCCCCAAGUUUGAAUGGUGCAAUUUACGUUUACCCCAAAUUUCUUCAAAAUGGUUAAAAGUUUACUGUGUUAUUUUCCCCGGGGAUUCAAAACAUAUUGGUAGAAUUGAAAUGUAUACCACGGAUAAGAUUCUGAAGAAGAAUUUGAUUUUAUGCAUUCCUCAAUUGAACUCGGUGUAUAACGUUUACCCGGAACACUAUAACAUGAUUGAUUUUAAUUCAAUUAUGAAAUUAAAUGGUGAUAUUUUCAUUAAUAAAAACUAUGAACAUUUAUUUGUUCAUUCGGAUCUGGGUCAAUCCACCCCAAUUGGCCGCUCAUUGUCUUUUAAAUCACACCUGAGAAAUAACUCAACCAAUUCCUUAUCCUCUUUAAAUCAAUCAAAUGGUCAUCAAAGAAGUGUUUCCAUCAAUUCUACUCAAUCUUUUUUCACUAGUGCUACAAGUGGUGUUCCUAAUUCUCCUAAAGUUGAUGAGUCUCCUAAGAAAAAAUCCAUCAAAUCUUCUUUCAAAUUGAAAAAUCUUUCUAAUUUUGUCACUACAAACUACUUAUAUCUCAUGCCCAUUCCUCAUCCUGGGGUUUCGGCUAUUGAAAUCAUGUUACGUAACUUUAUUCAUAUUAUUGAUGCUUUCAAAUUAUAUGGACGCCCCAAUCAUUUAAUUAGUGAUAAAUCAAAUAUCGAAUCGCUUUUAUUUGGUUUACCUUCUUUACCCCAUUUCCAAUAUUUAUCAAUGGAUGAUUGUUACUAUAAUGUUACUUCAUCAAUUGAUGUUGCCAAACGGGAAAAUUGGAAUGAUUUUGAUUGGAGAAAUUUAUUGAAGAAAUUAUUAUCCCAAAAAUUUGAUGAAGGUUUUGCCAGAAAUUCAAAAUAUAAGGGCCAAGGUAACAUAAUGAAAUUAUACCAAGAUUUAGAAGUGGAUUCAAAUGAAAUUAACGAUUAUGAAACCAUUGCAAGUCCCAAAAUUAAUUUACCUCAAGAUAACGGUCAAUUCAACUUACCAAACAAUGAUCAAAAUCAAUAUUCAAAUAUUAAUUCAAUCACCAACGAUGAAUUAUUAAAUCCGGCCCAUGAAUUUGAUGGCUUUAGUGAUGGCGGAAUGAGUCCUUCUAAUUCCCAAUCUAAUUCGGUUGGAUUGGGAGAUCCAAUUGAAUUCAAUCGCCAACAAGCGCUUGCUCAACACCAAUCUAGUGGAUUGGAACCAAUUGCUGAUUACCCAACUCCCAUUGAUGAAAGCCAUCCCUAUCAGAAUUUAGUGAAUAUGAAAAUCCGUGAUUAA
Messenger RNA from Hyphopichia burtonii NRRL Y-1933, 2118 nucleotides. RefSeq lists its product as uncharacterized. Lineage: Eukaryota; Fungi; Ascomycota; Pichiomycetes; Serinales; Debaryomycetaceae. The transcript has 2 exons. The record is from RefSeq and is a predicted model, not a curated record. Bases 1 to 2118 code for a protein of 705 amino acids.